UGAUUUUAUGUUUUAUUAUUUUUAGCAAAACAAAACAAGAAAAAGGAAAGCUUUAUGUGGCUCCAAAUUAAAAUGCUGCUGAGACUACUAUCCAUCAAGCUAAAGCAAAAAGUUAUUCAGCUAUCCUAAUUGAAAUGCCAAGACCUGAGGCUAGUGGAGUUUAUUCCAAAAUUCAUGAGCGACAGCUUGGUAGCAAAACCCCGAGUUCAUUUAUCAAUGCUGCCAGAGGUUAUAUCAUAAUUGGAGUUGCUUAUUUGUUGUCUAGUUUAUACCGUUGUUUAUUGUCUCUGACUUGCACCAGAAGCAAGCAUUUCAUUCAAAGGCUAACAAAGUGGAGAGUUUUAGCUGGACACACUGGAUGUGUUAAUACAAUAUGUUGGAAUGAUAGCGGUGACACAGUUUUAUCUGGCUCUGACGAUUGUAGUCUGAAAGUUUAUCAUGUUGCAAAGAACAGACUUCUGGAAUCAAUACGAUCUGGCCACCAGGCAAAUAUAUUCAGUGCAAAAUUUUUGCCUUUAACAUCAGACAAAAAAAUUGUAUCUUGCUGUGGCAGUGGAAUGAUACAUUACAAUGAGCUAGGCAUUGACAUGUAUUAUGGUCAUAACUAUUUCAACUGCCAUGCUGGCACCACCUAUGAGGUGUCUGUCAUUCCAGGCAAUCCAAAUAGCUUUCUUUCCUGUGGUGAAGAUGGUACAGUGCGGCAUUUCGAUCUCCGCGUAAAAUCAAACUGCUAUUGUCAAGAAUGCAAAGACGAUAUUCUUGUUGAACGGCAAAGUGCAAUAACAUCAAUGAGUGUGAAUCCUUUGGCUCCUCAUCAGCUUGGAAUUGGGUGCGAGGAUAGUUAUGUACGGAUAUAUGACAUACGCUACAUUGCCUCCAGCAAAGAAAGUAGUGAUUCAAGCCAAAGCAGGAGUUCAAAGUCAGGGCUUCUUGCUCGAUUUAAACCGAAAGCGUUGCAGAAGUCUUCUUGUCGUGUGACGUCAUUGCAGUAUGAUGAGAGUGGAGAAAACUUGUUAGUCAGCUACUGCAGUGAUUACGUUUACCUGUUUUCAAUUAAUCAUCAAAACACGAAAUCGUGUGACGAGUCUGGCUCAUACGCUUCGUCUGCCAUUAAGGAUGACUGUCAGAGCGCGCCACUGAGUCGCCUACCGCCAAUUAAACGACUACGACUGCGUGGUGACUGGUCAGAUACAGGUCCGUCUUCAAGACCUGAAGAUGAGGAGCAAAUCCAGUCACGUGAUCCAAAUUCGCUAAUGCAGAGGAUUUCGGGUGUAUUUAGUCGAUGGCUUGAGGAUGCUUUACACGAUGGCAUGAAUCCAGCCCGUAGGCAAGAAACAGAUGAUGGCGAGUCGGCAAAUGACAGACCGUUGGUGUCAGACUCGGUGAGAGAAGAUAUCGUUGAGGAAAACCAUGAUAUAGAAGUUGGUUCAAAUAAUCAUGCAGCGGACCAUCUGCGUGCAGGCUCGUCGUUGACCAUUGACAGCACUUUUCAGCAGCCAACGAUCGAUGACAAUUUGCCAGAUUCGUCGCAUAUUUCUCGCUGCUGUCAAUGCUGUACUUGUUUUGAUGCUAAAUCUGUUAGUGAGGAUAGUGAUUUAAAUAAUUGCUCAAAUUGCCAAGCCUUAAUAUGUUGCCAGUGUCGUUUGAAAAGUAAAACGAAAGAAAGUUUCACUUGCAAACCAUGUACAGACCAUGCAAAAACCAAUGAAAAUGACAUAAUCUCAGCUGACAAUGACCGAUUGAAGGAAGACGCUAUGACUAAUUCAAAUGCAGGUGAUUGUGAAGCAUGUAAUGAUUGCAUCACUGACAAAGCACCAAUGCAGUCAAUGACAGAUUCAUCUAGAAAUGAUUCUUUUAAAAAUAAUCAGGAACUUGAAAGUGUUUCUUACCCCGUUGGCCAUGGCCAACACAAUUCUGCAUCAAGCUCUUCUGAAUUUUCGACUAAAGUACCGAUUGUAAACCAACAUUGCACGCAUAGGAUUGAUGAUUCCUGUCAACGUGAUCUUCCGAUUGAAGAUAACGGGAGGCAAAAGAACAGCCGCAGUGAUGACGCCAAUGUAGAAAGCCGGACCGAACGUUCUGUCAAAUUCGACAGGGAAAAUAAUAAUGAAGCGGAUGUUAAUGGUGGCUUUGCAUUGGCAACAGAGUCAGAAACUUGCUCUAAUGAAGAAAGGAUUGAUGCAGCCACCAGAAUUCAGCGUUUUUUUCGAACAUCAAGAGGAAAUGUUGAUCUUUCUGCAGCUAAAGGUUAUCAAGAUCCCAAUUCUCUAAAGGUACAUGAGCUCAUGUGCUUCAGAGGCCACAGGAAUGUGCGUACAAUGAUCAAGGAGGCCAGUUUCUGGGGCAGCAGCUUUGUUUUGAGUGGAAGUGAUUGUGGAAGAGUUUUCAUUUGGGACCGGUUCAAUGGAAGUCUUGUUGCAGUUUUAGAAGGAGAUCAACACGUAGUUAAUUGUGUACAACCUCAUCCAUUUGAUCCAGUUUUAGCAACUAGUGGUAUUGACUACGAUAUCAAAGUAUGGGCACCGUUGUCAACAGAGCCUAAUAUUCUGAUGAACAUUGAUGAGAUCAUAAGUCGAAAUGAAAAAAUGCUGGAAGAGACCCGUGAUACCAUAACAGUACCUGCUUCAUUCAUGCUACGAAUGCUUGCUGUACUUGGUCGUCGCCAAGGAAGAAGACACAGUGAGCAGCAAGAAGAUUCGACUGAGUAAACUUUUAAAGAGGAAAUUAAUUUCUUUGAAGAAUGCAUGCUUAUUGUAAUAUAUCAGUCUGAACUGCGACGUUGAUUGAAAAAUGUGAUUUUUAAUUUGUUAGCUUGAAUUGAAUAGAAUUUUGAGAGAUCCACCAGACAAAAAUCAGAAACCAUAUAAUCAUGUUAUUUUUGUUUCUAUGAGUGGUAUUUCAAUAAUGACUUGAGUCGAUCCUUGAUAAUAGCCUUGGUGGACGCAAAAAGUCAAACUGUUAGGGGAGUUGCUGUGCCAAAAGAAAUAAAAUUGAGCUUUCAUUUCCAUUUACGGUUAAGGUUACGGUAAACGUUUUCUGGAUGAAAACAUCAUUUUUUCGAUUUUUUCACAUUCAAGUAGCCGAACUUUCAAGGCACACAAUGAUACCAAAUUUGAAACAAACAGAAAUUUUUAAAGUAGAAAAAAUCCCAUGUAAACGAAGGUUUUCAUAAUUUCUUUAUCAAAACUUUUAGUUGAGGCCUGAAAAUCUCUUGACCUGUUAAGCCGAUUAUCGUUGCUUUGCGGUUGUGGUCGCAUGUCUCAUUUACAAUAUCGCAUGGCACAUCCAUAUAUCCAAUGUACGGCCGUGUUUAUUUAACCAGGCUUAUUGAUCUUAAAUCUUCAAGUGACUUGACCCGGAUUACACUGUGGUUUACGAGUGUAUCUUGCAAGUGCGAUCAGUAAAAUCCCGUUUUCUCCGGACUCGAAAUUCCUCUACAUGAAGGUACGAAAAAGCUAUUAUGUACCCAAGGAACCAAUCGAAUGGCUCAAAAAUUUGCACACGGCCAGGGUAAACGUUGGGCAAACAAAGUGUGUCUCAAAAUUUUUUUUUUCUCUGGUCCGUCUUUUAUACCCAAAUACAGCUGCGGGAGGGUGGAAAAAUUAUUUGCCAACUUUUGACAGGGUAUAGUUUCAAGAAGAGGAGAAAUUUAAAAAAUCUGAGACACACUUUGGUAGCUUAGGACCUGCACAUCCUGCUGGUCUAAGUCAGAUUUUGUUACCUCAAACGCAAGGGUACACAAUAGCUUUUGAAGGUGGUACACUUUUUGACCAGUAAAUUCGCAUGGAAAAUAACAUUUAACAUUAUUUGCCAAUACAUUUAUCUGGCUAGAUACGCCAUAAUCUUGUGCAUCGAAUGAUAUAUAGUUUAUCCAGAUUCCUUGAGCCGUUUGGCCUUUAGGAAGGAAAAACCAAUUUUCGUGUUCAAAACGUUUACCGUAACCUUAAAAGAGAAAAUUUGCAAGAUUUUUAUAAAAGUUACAGAUUAAUUUUUUUCCAAUGUUUUAUUAAAGCAGGAAGGAAGAGAGGAUUAUUUUGUGCGUUCAGUAAUUUCUACCCAUUGAGUAAAUACUGAACUUAUGUACCUUUUUAACCCUCUUCUUUAUCAUGAAUUUAACCUCAAUGCACCAGGUCUUACGAAUGUUUUAGGUUUUAAACUUAAAGGUUCUAUUAUUACCCAAUUGACAGCAAUAAGCAAAACGUUAAACUUGGCAGAAUCACUUGACACAUUAUGGAUAUCAUUUUCUUCACAAACUGAAUUGCAGUUGUUUCUAUCUGAUUUCUGAAACAAUAGACAGAAAAGUGUCUUUGUGAAAUGGGAAUGCCCUGGAUUGACGGCUUUUCUUACAGACGUAGCGCAAGGAUCUGUUCUUGGACCGUUAGUCUUUCUUGAUUAUAACAUGGUGUUUGCAUAGAUUUGAAUCGUUAAGUGAUAUUCUGUUUAGAUGGCACCUUAUUGUUAUACGCGAUUUAAAAUGUUGCAAUAAAAGAAAAGGCGAUUGGAGGAUUUUCUAAAGGGCAUUGGAUGCCACUGAGGGUUGUUGGAUAAAAGCCUCUUGCAACGGUUUAGAUUAUUCCAAAUCGAAUUUCCGAUAUCAUUGUAAAGGUUGCAAAAAUGACAGUUCUAUUUCAAGCCAAUGUUCCC
Molecule: messenger RNA, 4644 nt
Organism: Rhopilema esculentum
Lineage: Eukaryota; Metazoa; Cnidaria; Scyphozoa; Rhizostomeae; Rhizostomatidae
Source: RefSeq, a predicted model, not a curated record